Molecule: messenger RNA, 2213 nt
Organism: Solenopsis invicta (red fire ant)
Lineage: Eukaryota; Metazoa; Arthropoda; Insecta; Hymenoptera; Formicidae
Product: hydroxypyruvate reductase
Exons: 7
Coding region: 206-1741 (511 amino acids)
Biological process (GO): L-serine biosynthetic process
Molecular function (GO): NAD binding; phosphoglycerate dehydrogenase activity
Source: RefSeq, a predicted model, not a curated record
CCCGAGAGAGAAAGAGAGUGAGUGGGGACUCCGCUAUAAGAAGAUAAAUGACAGUGCAACGAGUCAGUUUACGGUUGGACCACCGUACGCACGAUAUCGCAGGGGUUUUCCUCUUGUCCGCGAUCAAUCUACGAGAGCUACCACGCCGCGGCAUAUUGCGAAUUUCUCGACGAACAGGAGCAGAGACAGCAUCGAAGAGGAUAACAUGUCGGUCAACUUCAGGAGCGUUCUCAUAAGCGAUCCCGUGGACGAGUCCUGUGGGGCGCUGCUCGCCGAGUACGGUAUUCCAGUUACCACGAAAUACAAGCUACCGAAGGAUGAGCUGAUCAACGAGCUGCAGAAUCACGAUGCUCUCAUCGUCCGAUCCGAGACCAAAGUUACGGCGGACGUUUUUGCCGCUUGCCCAAAUCUCCGCGUGGUCGGACGAGCUGGUACCGGCGUCGACAACAUAGAUCUUCAAGCUGCCACACGAAAAGGAGUAAUCGUAUUGAACACCCCGGGAGGCAACAGCAUCAGCGCUUGCGAGCUAACGUGCGCUCUGAUCUCCUCGCUCGCACGCAACGUCGCACAGGCCGCACAAUCGCUGAAGGAGGGACGAUGGGACCGGAAACUGUACUCCGGAUACGAGUUGUCCGGCAAGACCCUCGCGAUCCUCGGAAUGGGCCGCAUAGGCCGCGAGGUCGCCCACAGAAUGCAGAGCUUCGGCAUGAACAUCGUUGCCUUUGAUCCAAUCUUGAAGGCCGAGACCGCCGCCGAGCUCGGCAUCAGGAAGCUUAAUUUGGCGGAGAUAUGGCCCAUCGCCGACUAUAUCACCGUGCACACGCCGCUCAUACCUCAAACCAGAAAUUUGAUCAACGCAACGACCUUGGCAAAAUGCAAAAAAGGAGUAUACAUCGUUAAUGUCGCACGUGGUGGUAUUGUUGAUGAGGAGGCUCUCUUAAACUCGUUGAAAUCCGGCCAUUGCGGCGGAGCAGCUUUGGACGUCUUCGUGGAGGAGCCGCCGAAGAAUCCGAUUACUUUAGAGCUCAUUAAACAUCCAAAAGUCGUCCCGACACCUCAUCUCGGUGCCAGCACGGCGGAAGCUCAACAACGAGUAGCGGUAGAAAUUGCCCAGCAAUUCUUGGCCUUGUCCGGCAAAUCGACGGAAUUCGACGUCACCGGUAUCGUAAACGCUCCGGUCUUAUCUGCCGCUAUGACGAGUGAAAAUGAACCUUGGAUAGAAUUGUCGAAGAAAUUGGGUCAAUUAGCCGGUCGCUUCCUCAAGGGCAAGCUAAACACCGUCGUACACAGUCACACCGUAGGAAACGGCAUGCAGGACAAACAGUUUAUACACACGGCCGUUCUGGUCGGCAUAUUAACCGGCCAGACAAAGAAUGGUUUGAAUCUAGUUAAUGCUCCCACCCUGGCGCAAGAUAUCGGCGUGGAGUUGCAAGAGGGUCACAUCGAGGAUGAUAACAGAGCAGUCGUCGUGAAAGUUGGAGAACAUGUCAUUAAAGGUACCGUGCGUGACAAUCAGUCGUUGUUGCUCGCUUUGGACGACGCCGUCUUUACAAACGGUAUCGUACUGAGGGAUUACAUUUGCUUGUAUCGCGCAAACCGAGUGCAAGAUCUCGCAAGCAUCGUGAACGUUUUUUCGUCAAAGAGCAUCAACAUCCAUAAUUUGAACGCCAACGGCAGCUGGGUCAUCAUUCAAACCGAUCGGGAAGUCUCGAUCCAAGUGGACGAGAUUGAGAGCUUUUGAGCGCGUUGAUCCGCAUGCUUUCAAAGAGAGAAACGUCAUUGACAAUAAGCGAAAGAGAUGGGAAUGCGGAGGCUUGAAUUUUGAAAAAUCCAGUAUUGUCUGAUUGUUACGAAUAUGCAAGGAGUUCUUGUGCUACUAUAGAAAUACGAAUUUUUUUAAAUUAUAUAAAUCGCAUUUGUUAUAUCAUUAUUUAUUAUCUGAUUGUCAAAGUAGAAGAUAAGGAAAACAAGGUAAAUCAAUAUUAUUAAUAUACAUUACAAUAAGUAUUUUUUUUAGGCUGGAAGCUAGGAAAAAUAUAGAUAGCAAAAUAUUCUCGUUAAAUGUAGCGACGUAUUAAUCAUUAACAAGUCGCAUUUCUUACACACGUAACGCACGUAGAAAUGUAAAAAAGGUAUAUAAAAUGUCUAUAUAGGUAUUUAUAUUUUUGUAUUAUUAGAGAACUUUGUUAAUAAAACAUCACAUUAUCAAAUCA